AUGUCAGGAGAUAGUCAUUAGAAUGGUCUUGAUCAUUAUUUAAAUGAACUCAAUAAUUAGAAUUUAAUGUAAGUAAGGAGACCAAAUGAAGAGUAGAUAUUGGCAUUUAUUGAUUUUGAAGGUAUUAAACCAGAUUAAGUAAUCUAACAUAAAACAUUUCCUGAAAAUCAAAAUGAAAAUAAAAGAAAAGUAAGUAAAUCAACUUAAUAAAUUCGUCGGAAUAGUUUAGAUUUAUCUGAAGUAUCUCCUUUGAAACAAUCUCUUAGGGAUGAUUUAAUUCUAUGUGAUAGUCCAAAUAUAGAAUUAAAGAAAUUAGGAGAAAUAGAUGAUCAUAGAAAAAGUAAAUCUAUGAUUAGUCCUGCUAUUUAAUCAUCUAAAUCUCCAAAAAGAAAAAGUAAACAUUUUUCUAAGAUUUUUUCAAAAUUAACUAAUCGAAUGAAUUUGGCUAAGAAAUUCAUAUAAAAUAUUAAAUAAUUAUCUCCAUUUGCUAAGAAAAUUUCAAAGUCAUAAUUGUAAUUAAUAUAAGAUUUAAGUUCUGAUAUUAGCAAUUCUAAUGAGAAAUACAACAAUAAUAGUUUUAUUAAGAUUCAUGAUAAAUCUAAAUAAAAGAAAGUAUUAAAAAGAAUGGAGAGUAUGAAAGCAUUUAUUGUACUUAGGACUUAUUUUAGUGUUUGUAAAAUUUAGAUGAUUUUUAAUAAAUUAAGAAAAGAAACAAUAGAUCCUUAAGGAAAUUUUUUAUUUUUUUGGGAAUUAUUAAAGUUCUUUGUUACAUUAGCAUCUUUAUUUCAAUUAUCAAUUCAAAUAUGUUUUAAUUUGAAUGUUUUGAAUUGGUUUUUUAUUUCUGAGAAAGAGAAUUCUUAAAAUAUACUAAUUUUAAUGUUUAUUUAUUAUUCAUUUGAUAUUGUUUUAGGAUUUAGAACAGGAUAUUAUGAAAAUGGAGAAGUUGUAAUAAAUUAAAAGAGAGUUGCUAGAAGAUAUAUAAGAAAAUAUUUUUUUGUUGAUUUAAUAUCAAUAAUACCAAUAUUCAUUAACAUAAUUUUAAUAUAAUCAUUUGAAACAGAUAAUACAAUAAUUAGAAUUGUGAAUUGUUUAUCAUUUCUAAGAUCUAAUGCAUUAAAUAGAGUAUAUCAUUCUUUAGAAGGAAGAUUAUUAAGUAAUCCAAGAUUUGUUAUUGGAUAUCGAUUUUUGAGUGUUAUAGGAACUGUAUUUUUAUAUGCUCAUGUAUUUGGAUGUCUAUGGUAUGUAGUAGCAUAAAAUAAUUAAAAUAAUUGGAUAAAUAAAGCAGGAAUAGUUGAAGAUUCUUGGUUUGCACUUUAUAGUUAUUCAAUUUAUUGGUCUGUUAUGACUAUGACUACUGUAGGAUAUGGUGAUUUAACACCAGCAAAUCAUGAAGAAGCCUUAUUUUGUGUUUGUACUAUGUUUAUUGCAAGUGUUGUAUUUGCAUAUUCAAUCAAUACAAUAGGUAUGAUUAUUACUGAAAUGAAUAAAUUUGAUGUAAAAAUCAAUGAAAAUAUGGCAAUUAUAAAUAGAUAUAUGUAAAGAAAGAAUUUUGAGUAGUCAUUAUAAUUUAGAGUAAGAUAAUAUUUAUAGAAUCUAUGGACUUAAGAAGAGAAGUUUCGGAUUGUUGAUGAAAAUAAGAUUAUAAAUUGUUUAAAUCCAACAUUAAAAGAAGAAAUUUAGAUUUGUUUAUAUGGUUAAUUUAUUACAAGCAUUCAUAUAUUUUAUAGAUAUUUUAGUUAAGAAUGUUUAUUAGAUUUGACUAAGAAUGUUUAAGAAUAUAGAGUUGCUCCAAAUUCAUAUGUAAUUGAAAAUGGAACUCAUGAUGGAAUUGCAUUAUAUUAAUUAGUUAGUGGAGAAGCUGAAAUUUUAGUUGAUCUUUAAGACAGAAAAUUCUAUAUUGGAAAAUUGAAAUAGGGAGACAUAUUUGGCCAUGGUCCAUUCUUUAUGAACAAUGUUCAUCCUUAUAGUAUUAAAACUGAUACAGCUUGUUCAUUUGCUUAUUUAUCUAAAUAGAUGUUUUUAGAUAUACUUCAAUCUCAUCCUAGAGAUUAUGUAAUAAUUUAAAUAAUAUAGUAAACCUAUAGAAUGAUUAUUGAUUAAUGGACAUUUCAAAAUUAGAAAUUAGAUUUAGGUGUUAAAUGUUUGGGAUGUGGAGAUACUUAUCAUGAGAUAGAUUAAUGUCAUAGAUUACAUUUAAUAAUAAAUAAAUAGAUUUUAUUAGCAAAACAUUUGUUUUCAGUUCCUAACAAAAGAACUUUAUUUAGAAGAAAUUGCAGAAGAACUACAAAUGCUAAAUUUGGAUAGAGAUUAUUUGAAGAUGCAGUUUCAUUAUUUUAAGAAAAUAAUUUUUCUUUCUCUUCUGAAGAAGAAGAACCUAAUCCUAGUUAAAUAGAAAGAACACACUAAACUAAAUUGACUUAAGAAAUUAGAUAUUAAGAACCUACUCAUAAUACUCAUAGAUCAUAAUAACAAUAACAUUAGCAAUCUAAAAAUGUGAGAUUUAGAAAAAGAUCUAGAUCUUUAAAUUCUAUAAGUGUUCAUUCAGAUGAAGAAUCAAAAUUUCAGAAAUCCAUGUCUGGCAUUAAAUCGAAUGAUUCUUAAGUAGAUAAAAUUAGUGCUAUUCCUGUUAAAGUAUAAUAACUACCAACUUCUUAAUUAUCUUAAAGUUCUUUUAAUGUAUUUUUGAAAGAGUACCCAAAAAGAAAGAUAUCAAAAUAGUAAGAUUCUGAUAAAUAUUCUAAUCAUUCUAUUGGAUAAAGAUAAUAGUAAUAAUAGUAAAAUCAUUAAUAAUAAUAAUAAUAAUAAUAAUAAUAAUAAUAUUAACAUAAAUUAAGCAGUUAAUCUAGUAGUGGUAAUAUCCCCUAGAGUAGUAUUGGAAUUCCUCCUGUACCAACUGGAUCUCCACCUAUGCUUUAUUAAGAUGAGAAAUUACCUUUUUAAAAAGGAGUUGUUGAAGAUAGUUUAUUUGUUGCAUAGGAGAGGAAAAAGAAGUCUUAAAUUGGUACAAGUUACUCUAAUACUAAAUCUAUAAAAAAUCCACUUUAGGCUAUACCAUCAGUUAGUGAAAUGAAUGAAACUGAAAAAAUUAAUAAUUUAAAGGAAGCUUCAUAUACAUCUAAAUAAUUAUCAAUGUAGAGUAGAUCUAGAAGUCAAAGAUACACAAUAUCAAUACGUACAGAAAGUUAGAAAAUUCGAGAAGACACUAAACAUGAUACAACAUAGAAACAUGAUUUCAAGAUUAAAACUGAUACAUAUAAAUAAUAUCAUGAGAAUAGUCCCUUAAAUGAAGAAUAAUUCCACAAUACAUUUGAAUAAGCAUGUAAUUUAAUUUCAUACUACCCUCAAUAUAAUAAGGAUAGGAUAAUAGAAAAAUAUAAAAGAUAAUAAUAUAAAAAAAGUGCAAAUUUAUAUUAAUUUAAAUUUUGA
Paramecium primaurelia is the source of this 3426-nucleotide messenger RNA. The record is from the annotation of a GenBank genome assembly. Lineage: Eukaryota; Ciliophora; Oligohymenophorea; Peniculida; Parameciidae.